GAUUCUUCAUUUAAUUUUAUUUCUAAUACUGAAGAAAAUGCUCCUGGAUUUAUUUUAGCUAAUGAAGGUUAUGAUGUUUGGCUCGGUAAUAGCCGAGGUAAUCAUUUUUCAUUAGAACAUGAAUUUUUAGAUUGGAAAAAAGAUAAAUAGUUUUGGGAAUUUUCCUGGUAAGAUAUUAGUGAAAAAGACCUUCCGGCUGCUUUUGAAUAUAUUUGGGUAAAAACAGGAUAGAAAAUUAACUAUAUAGGCCAUUCUUAGGGGACUACUAUUAUGUUUGCGGCUCUAUCUGAAAAUAAUUAUGUUAUUUAAAAAUAUUUAUAGUCUUUUAUUGCUUUGGCGCCUGUUGGGUAUGUUUCAAAUGCUGAAAUGAGUAUUGAUUUUUUAAUUGAGAAAUUAAAUUUAGUAAAAAUUUUUAACUUUUUUAAUAUUAAUUAUAUACUAAUGCCGAAUUAUAAAGAAGAAAGUUUAAUAAUUUUUAUAUGUAAAUUUUUGUCUUUUAUUUGUAGAAUCUUAGAUAAAUAAAUUGCUAAUUUCGAACCAAAAACAGAUAAUGAAAUAAGGUUUCCGGUUAUUGCAGGACAUUAUCCUGAUGCAACUUCGGCUAGAAAUUUAGAACAUUGGUAACAAAUGUUUUUAAAUAAAAAAUUAAACAGAAUUAAAAAAUUUGAUUUUGGUAGUAUAGAGGAAAAUAUAAAAGUAUAUGGAUAAAAGAAUCCACCAGUUUAUUAAUUAGGUAAUAUUAAAUAAAAUGUGCAUUUAAUAACUGGAGUUUAUGAUGAAAUUGCAGAUCUCAAAGAUGCUUAACUUUUAAGAGACAGUUUAUAAAAUUGUACGUUUUAAAUUAUUGAAGGGGGGCAUGGAACAUUUAUGUGGUCGGAGAAUUCGAAUUAUUUUAAUUAGAUGGUUUUACCUAUAUUAAAAAUAUAAUAAUAAUAAUAAUAAUAAUAAUAAUAAUAAUAAUAAUAAUAAUAAAAAUGA
Messenger RNA from Ichthyophthirius multifiliis, 978 nucleotides. RefSeq names its product ab-hydrolase associated lipase region family protein, putative. The transcript has a single exon. NCBI's taxonomy places the organism in Eukaryota, Ciliophora, Oligohymenophorea, Hymenostomatida. The record is from RefSeq and is a predicted model, not a curated record.